GGUCCAUCUGCCGUCAGCGCAGGGCGCAGUCAGGCUGCAGGUAUUUGCAGCCGGAUCAGACCGCAGACAACAGAGCGGAGCCGCGGAGGAGUAAAUGUUUUACUGUAUCCGCGCCGUCAGGAGCGACUGCGCUUCCUCUGCACUGGCGCAGUGUGGCUGGAUAUUAUUAUAGACACGCCUGACGGCGGAGACGCUCCGGCUCCGUUAAACUUUAUUCUUCGCCUCUCCUCCUCUCAAACUUAAAAUAGCCACCGUGUGGAGCUGAUCGAUGCCAGCAGCGAGCAGAGCGGGUUCGUCGCCAGUAAGUGCUCAGAGCGGGCUGUGCGCCGCGGAGCGGUGCGCGCCUCUGCCGGCUUUUACGCGCAAAGGCGAAAGAGUGAUCGGGCGACACCGGGAAGCCAGGACGGGGAAUGGGAAUUACAAACGGAGCUGGGAUUAAGGGACGUAGAAUUGUAAACGACAAUGCUUUGAUGAUCGACUGCUACUCGUAGACGGUCAAGCCCAUAAAGAAGAGGGUCGGACGAGGAUGGUUCCAGGGCCUCAGGCAGCACAGGGGCAUGAAGGUGGAAUCCUGACCUCAGGUGGUUCCUCUGCGUCGUGAACCUCACCUCACCUCAUUCACUGUCGUCUGUGUGCCCGUGUGAGAGUGAUAAAGGCGGAGGCUGUGGUUGCGGUGGGAGUCCAUAAGUGAACCUAUGGCAGAGAGACAGCUCAGUAAAGGUUCCUAUGUAUGACUCCACCAUGGACCACAUCAUCUGCUGCCUGCUGGUCCUGGGAGCCACAGCAAUGAUGGCCCGCGCAUGUCCCAAGUACUGUGCGUGCCAGAACCUGUCUGAGUCCCUGGGGACGCUGUGUCCAUCCAAAGGCCUUCUCUUCGUGCCACCCGACAUCGACCGCAGCACGGUGGAGCUCCGGCUGGGGGGGAACUUCAUCCUCCGCAUCACGCAGCAGGACUUUGCCAACAUGACCGACUUGGUGGACUUGACUCUGUCCAGAAACACCAUCGGCUACAUUCAGCCCUUCUCCUUUGGUGACCUGGAAACACUGCGCUCUCUCCACUUGGACAACAACCGCCUAACGGAGCUGGGGCCUGAUGAUCUGAGAGGGUUGAUCAAUCUGCAGCACCUCAUUGUUAACAACAACCAAAUGGGACGCAUCCAUGACAAGGCCUUUGAAGACCUGGCUCCUGCCUUGGAGGACCUAGAUCUGUCCUACAACAACUUGGUGUCUCUGCCCUGGGACUCAGUUCGCCAGAUGGUUAAUCUGCACCAGCUGAGUCUGGACCACAACCUGCUGGGCUUUAUUCCAGAGGGGACCUUCACAGACCUGGAGAGGUUGGCCAGACUGGACUUGACCUCUAAUCGAUUGCAAAAGCUACCGCCAGACCCGGUGUUUGCCCGCGCCCAGGACUCGAUGGUGCCGACCACCCCCUUCGCCCCCCAGCUCUCCCUCAGUUUGGGUGGGAACCCUCUGCACUGCAACUGCGAAAUGCUGUGGCUGCGCAGGCUCGAGAGAGAUGACGAGCUGGAGACCUGCGCGUCCCCUCCUGCUCUGAAAGGCCGUUACUUCUGGAACGUAAAGGAGGAGGAGUUUAUAUGUCAGCCGCCUCUCAUCACGCAGCAUACUCACAGGAUGCUGGUUUUGGAGGGCCAGACGGCCAGCCUUAGGUGUGAAGCUACUGGAGACCCUCUUCCCACUAUUCACUGGAUCUCCCCAGAUGAUCGUCUCCUUGGCAACACCUCCCGCACUGCAUUGUACAGCAAUGGAACCCUGAGCAUCACCAUCACCACCUCCAAGGACUACGGCACCUUCACCUGCAUUGCUGCUAACGUUGCAGGGGAGUCCACAGCCUCUGUGGAGGUGUCCAUUGUGCAGCUUCCCCACAUCAGCAACGGGACUGGUCAACCAUCGCAGCCCAAGUCACGUCUUUCAGACAUCACAGGUGCCACCAGGGUCAACAAGGGGACCCCCAAGACCCAGCCAGAGAAGACCGUUACGGUGUCAGAGGUGACGUCCGUGUCAGCCUGGGUCAGGUGGACGGUCAACAAGGCAGCGCCGAAGGUGAAGAUGUACCAGCUCCAGUACAACUGCUCUGAUGAUGAGGUUCUGAUCUACAGGAUGAUCCCGGCCUCCAGCAAAGCUUUCCUGGUGACCAACCUGGUGUCCGGGACCCGUUACGACCUGUGUGUGCUGGCCGCCUGGGACGACACCGCCACCACGCUGACGGCCACCAAUGUCGUGGGCUGCACGCAUUUCUUCACGCAGGACGACUACCCUCAGUGUCAGUCUCUGCCCAGCCAGCUGCUGGGGGGCACCAUGAUUCUGGUGGUCGGGGGCAUCAUCGUGGCCACUCUGCUCGUGUUUAUUGUCAUCCUCAUGGUUCGCUACAAAGCGGCGGAUAAUGAAGCUCCCUUGGGGAAGCUGACCAGCGUCAGUGACACGCACUCUCAGACCAACGGUGGGCGACUGGGGCAGAAUGGACUUCUCAUGCCCCAGUCUCAGCCUCAACCUCCGCUGCAGCCUGAGUCCAAGGUCAAGGCCAAAGUGACUCUGCAGGAUGAAGUGGUGGAGUUCAAGUGUGGUUCCCUCCAAAGCAGCCUCACCUCUUCUUCCUCUUCUUCAGGCUCGGGUGAGGUCUCGUACAGCCCCAACAGCACACUAGCCAGCAUUUGGAGGUCAGCCCAGUCCAAACCCCGGGCCAACCUAGACCAUCUCCUUGGGGCGUUCACCUCAUUGGAGCUACGAGGAGCGCAUGGCGCCCGAGACCCAGCACCCUCUAGCAGCAGUGCGACAGCAGCAGCCAAGCCCCACACCGACAAGGAGCCGCUGCUGGGCCGGACGCUGGACUCCAGCCUCAGCCGGCUCCUCAUGCUGCCUCUGGACUCCAAGCCAAGGCGGAGCCAGUCCUUCGACAUGGGAGACGUGACGGGCGGCGGUGCCACGCAGCUGUGCAACAAAACGCGUCGGAUCAGCAGCAUCUGGACUAAGAGGAGCCUCUCUGUGAACGGUAUGCUGCUGCAGUGUGAGGAGGAGGGCGACUCAGGAGGAAGCAAGGGAACCAUAGACAGCGCAGACUGGGUGAUGGAGAGUACUGUUUAGGGAGGAGGGUCCAGCUAGCUAGGUCAAGGAGCAGGUGUUCUGCAUGCAACACGUCCAUCUCCAUCCCAGACUCACUCAAGAGACUGGUCACCCAGACCUGAGGGAUGAGACCGCGGGUGUGCUUUGCCUCCCUCUUUGUAUAGAGGCGGAUCAGAACAGAUGAAGGGGUGCAACAGAGUGACAGGUCACAGGUUCUGUUCGCUUCACUCUGCUGGUCACAAACACGCCUCUGUUUGAGGACCAGAGGCUCCACAUCAAGUCGUUUACUGUAAAAUGAGCUCUGCUUUAUUCCACUAUUUCACAGUUUGUCCACUGACUGAGUGGUGCAGUGUGUAUAUAUAUAUAUAUGUAUAUGCUGUAUACAUACAUAUACAGUAUAUAUACAAUAUAAAAUGAUUUAAGAUUUUAAGAAGAUUUAUUCACAGGCUUGAAUACAUUACAUACAAUCGUGAAUACAUUUACUUUCUAUACAGAGUAUAUAUUAUAUAUUUGAGGGGUCCCUCCAUGAUUCUUUGACAUGUGACUGCAUAAAGUAGGUUUCCAUCGUCUCCUAAACUAUGGCUGUACUGUAUGUGAGGACUCAGUUAGCUUAAAUAAUGCCAAAUUACUGAGGAGGAAACUGGUGCAAUAGGUAAAACGUUAAAGACAAUGAAGCCUGUUUAGUUCGUACAUGUAGGAUUAGUUUGGUUAAGUAGCACAAUAAAUGUUUAGGUUUAAUUUAAAGUUAUUUUUAUACGAACACAUCUUUUGUUACGGAUCCAACGUUUGUUAUCUGGUUGCUGCAUCAUGAUAGUGAUGAAGCCAACGGGACCAGGACGGCUGAGCAUGUGUCCCGCGGUCCGGUCCACUUGAUCCACUGGCCUCAGGCAGCAGCACCAGCUGAACCUGCACGACGGCUCUAGCCGGAGUCACUCACCACUACAGGGGGCGACUCCACAAAAUCAAACUUAGGUGUAAGAAAUAAGACACUUUGAGGAAGAGCAAUUUUUUGGAAAUGUACAUGUUAUUUUGCCUAUCAGCUACUGUACAUGUAUUUGCCCUUUAGUUUGAGGUCUCGGCUGUGUUUGCUAACAAUAACCCAGCCUUUUAAAUGACUAACCUUGCAUCAGGAGGCGCUUCUGAACUUUUAAACCGCUGUAAAAACCCAGUUUUUUAUAUUCUGAAACUUAAAGCUGAUAGAAAUGUCCCAUUCCAAACACAUUUGGCUCGUUCUGGAUCAGUCUCUAAUGGUUGACGUCACUCACUCUGUUCUUCUCAGGCUCCGGCCUUGUGUUUAUAGGGUCUGACCCACGGGAGCCGUGGGUCCAGUCACUACUUGUGUUGUUUGAAUGACCUUCGUGGUGGUUCUGAUAUGUCUGCGUGUACAGUGUCUCUGUAUAUUGGACUUUUGUACCAUAAUCUGGUUGAAAUGUGUCACAGUUGUUGUUCAAGUGCAACUGUGCAGUUUUUACCUGGAGCUGUAAAAGACUUUUGUGUGGUCACUUUUGUUGUUUUUGCUACUAAGAUAAAAACAAAAAAAUGUU
This is a messenger RNA of Betta splendens (Siamese fighting fish), 4622 nucleotides long. It is a transcript of the gene lrfn2b, whose product is annotated as leucine rich repeat and fibronectin type III domain containing 2b. The record is from RefSeq and is a predicted model, not a curated record. The coding region runs from base 727 to 3099 and encodes 790 amino acids. The transcript is spliced from 5 exons. NCBI's taxonomy places the organism in Eukaryota, Metazoa, Chordata, Actinopteri, Anabantiformes, Osphronemidae. Gene Ontology annotation, cellular component: cell surface; postsynaptic density membrane. Gene Ontology annotation, molecular function: protein binding.